Ylistrum balloti is the source of this 333-nucleotide messenger RNA. RefSeq lists its product as uncharacterized. The record is from RefSeq and is a predicted model, not a curated record. The transcript is spliced from 2 exons. The coding region runs from base 1 to 333 and encodes 110 amino acids. NCBI's taxonomy places the organism in Eukaryota, Metazoa, Mollusca, Bivalvia, Pectinida, Pectinidae.
AUGUCAGUCAUACGUUCUUCUGUGCGGACCCCUCGUCCAAAGAUGCCAUGGGGUACGAUAAUUAAGCCUGAAUUUGAGAUGGGACACCAAAAGAUGACAGGUUACGAAAUAGAUCAGACGGUAGAGCGGUUGUACAAAGUUCAAGCUGUAAAAGAGAGGGUUUACGAGAGACCAGGUCCUAAACUUCCUCCUGAGGAAGCAGAUGAAAUUUUUGCAAGGCUAAGCACCGUGCCAGCAGGGACCCAUGUUCCGGAUAGUGACCGUAGGGUGAUGAAAUCAAUGAACUCUUCUAUGGGCGUUGUCAGUUCUUAUGCAUGGAAGGGCUAUAACUGA